CAUUGACGUGCACGGCUCCUACUCGUCACCACAACGACGACAUUGGCCCUUUCGGUGAUCAGCGCCGUUCUCCUUAGCCACCGCCAGGCAUAUCUUCGACGCGCCAUUCUGUCUUUUUGCCUCCCCCCGCUUUCCCAUUCUCUUCACAUUUCGUCUAACUUCCACUCAAAAGUACUGUUGGGGACGCUUGGUCUCGGGCCGGUCAGCCCCAACAACAACAAGCUGACAAACUGGCGGUGACAUCUUCAACGGUUGUCCGGGCCUCGGAUCAGCCUCAGUGCAACCGAGAGGGUCGCAACGGACAAGAGGCUCAAAAUCAAAAUCACUCUACGGCGCCUGCUGAGCCCCCGAAGGCUGAGGACGAGACGCUUUGCGUUGGCCAAAACUCCCCCAGGCUCGCCCACACGCCGCCAGUUGCCGAGAUACAGAACAGUCAAUGGUUGCGCUCUCAAGAUCACGAAACUGCAGGGGAACAGGUUCCGAUGUCGCAGAGGGGUCGCGCGCCUCACUCUACGACCCGCCUCUCCCCACAGUCUCCCCGAGCACCAGCGGCAGCGGCAGCGGCAGCGGCGUCGACCGAUCAAGCCUCGGUAGCUCGAGACGAUACCGGGAAUACGGCGUCUCAAGAUCAGGGUCCCAGUCCCGGCCAGUCUAUUGGAGACCAACCGAGGCCAGUUUCUUCACGGUCACGAUCGCUAGGCAUUCAUGGCCUGAUUAACCCCCCCGAAAUGUCCGCCUCCGAGAGACGGCACGUCCCCGACGCCAGCUCGACACCCGGAGGCGGCUAUACCCGACGCGGGACCUCCACGGCAAGUUCUUUGCGCCCCGUGUUCCCCGGCCAGAGUCCUGGUGGGCAGCAGCCGCCUGAUUCCCCUGCGACUCAUUCUACCGGAACGCCUCGCGGACACAAUCCGGCAGAGAACUACUCUCCGGUUGGCGCCUAUCAUCUCCCGGCACUGAAUAACCCUCGACGCAUUCUGAGCCCCAAACCCCCUCGGCCAUCAUCGGGACUGCCGAGAAGCGACAUGAAUGCCACAGGCAACCAGCCGCCGCGUCUACAGCCUGCUGCCCCUGCCACGAAGCGGCCGCUGCCGGCAGAUCUAGGAGGUCAGUCGGAAUCUCCGCCCGGGACAGGCUUGCCUUUCUCGGGCCCCCAGUCUUCCUUCGGUCGACCGCCCAAUGCCAUUACAACACCACCACGUUCCCUGUCGCAACCGAUCAUAGGCCAUAUGCCACCGUUCGGACCGGGGGGGCCUUCUUUCCCGGGCACACCGCAACCACGAGAUAUUCUAGCCGGAGCACAGGGGAUCCCCGGGAACGCAGCAUCGCCUGCGCCUUCUCAGGACAGGUCAUUCUCAUCCGCCGCGUUGCCCGGCAGUGGGCCGCCUGGCAAGUUCGGACGGGGGAUGGGGACGCCAACAGAGCUAUACCGAAGCCUGAGUUUGGGAGUAGGCGUGGAGACGAGCGACGGUCAGACGAUACUCCGAAUGCAGCCGGGGCACGACGGGGAGACGUUGGAGAUACCGGUCGAUCGUCGGCUUGCCUCCAAGGCGGCCGAUCAAAAACGACACAAGAACGCGAUAGCUUCACAGCAACACCGGCAGAGAAAGAAAGAGAAGGAGCAGACGAUGGAAGUUCAGAAUCGAGAGCUCGAGGCUGAGAAAAGGGAGCUCCAGGCCGAACUGCAUGAAAUGACCCGGCAAAGGGACUACUAUCGGGCGGAACGAGACCGGUUACAAGACUUGGUCCUCCAGACGCCGCUGCGAGAGCAAGCGGCAGGACCACCGAGCCCGGCGAGCUACCCGGGCUCGUUCCGGGUGGAGAGGGGCACGCCGGUACAGGGCGCGGCUCCCCAGGCAUCGAGCGAAUCAUCGGGGGAAAGACCGACACGGCGACGUCGGACUGGUGGCGCACCGCAGUUCACAACGCCAAACUACGGGACGCCAACGCCCACGGCUGCGCCGGCCAAUCUGCCGCCGAUAGCUAGGCAGGCGUACGAAGGUGGGCAACCAGCAAGCCAUCCCGCACAGUCGGAGGACAGACUACCCCCGCUCCGGACGAUGGAGGGUCAGCGUCAGCUAGGACCUCCCGGCGCUGACGCGCCGUUCGCUUCACGUCCCGGUGGACCCCCGAUGUAUACAAACUAUGCUCGAGUCGAGACGGGAUGGGCUAGUCAACCGCCGGCGCCAGGUCACCCACAUCCGGGACAACCGGCACCUGGUGGGUACGGUGGCCCCCAAGGUCCUCCACCUCCGAGCGGGCCAUCCCGACCGAGCGGACCGAGGUGAAGCAAGGGGACUGCGCAAAGGGCUGGAGACGUCGAUGUGGAAACUGGGAGCAAUACCGGUAAAAUGAUGAACCGGGUCAUAUCUCGUCCUUUCGCUCCUUCUGUAUG
Sodiomyces alkalinus F11 is the source of this 2395-nucleotide messenger RNA. RefSeq lists its product as hypothetical. Gene Ontology annotation, molecular function: DNA-binding transcription factor activity. The coding region runs from base 483 to 2288 and encodes 601 amino acids. Gene Ontology annotation, biological process: regulation of DNA-templated transcription. The record is from RefSeq and is a predicted model, not a curated record. The transcript has a single exon. Lineage: Eukaryota; Fungi; Ascomycota; Sordariomycetes; Glomerellales; Plectosphaerellaceae.